GCCAAGGAGGAAGUUACUCUGCCGACAGUUCCAAGCUCGCCUCGAUCUCAGAUACGAAAUAAACAAAAACAUCUCGAAAGAAUCUCGAAUAUCGUUUAAUGUGAGCACUUCAGACCACAUUUGACAAUGGGAGAAACCAUUGAAGGUCUGAAUUUGGUCCUCCUGGGAAAGACAGGAGCGGGAAAGAGUGCAUCAGGAAACACAAUACUGGGAGAACAAGCUUUCAUAUCAAGGAAAAGCCCCAAAUCUGUCACACAAGAUAUUUCUAAGAAAUCUAGUAAUGUCGGCGGAUGCCCAGUCACCGUUUAUGACACACCAGGAUACUUUGACACUGAUCUGACUGAGGAUGAGAUUCAGUUAAAAUAUCAGGGCAUUUUUCAGGAUUGUGAAUCAGGUCCCUGUGUGUUUCUGCUGGUCAUCAAAACUGACAGAUUCACUGAUAAAGAGAGAGAAACUGUGGAGAAGAUUGAGGAGCUGUUAGGAGAAGAGCGCUUGAAGAAAACCUGGAUUCUCUUCACUGGAGGAGAUCAACUGGAGGAUGAAAACAUUACAAUAACGGAAUUCAUCAGUGAGACUGAACCACUGAAGAAACUCGUUCAGAAAUAUGAUCAGAGAUACCAUGUGCUCAACAACAAGAAGAGAGAACACUCUGGACAAGUUAAAUUCCUGAUUAACAAGAUCGGGACAUUCUUUAAGACAAUGGGAGCCAAGAUAAAUCCACUGAUGAGAAAAUUAUCAAAGAAAGCUGAACAAGACGCUCCAGUCUCCAGUCCCUCAUCCAGACGGAUUGUUCUUCUGGGUAAAAGUGGAGUUGGGAAGAGUGCAGCUGGAAACACAAUACUGGGACAGAGAGAGUUUAUAUCUGUGAUGAGAAUGAAUUCAGUAACCAGUGAAUGUUCAGUUGCUCACGCCACUGUUUCAGGCAGAUCUGUGUCUGUAGUUGAUACUCCUGGAUUCUUUGACACAAAGAUGAUGCCUGAAGAGUUAAUGACAGAGAUAGCGAGAAGUGUUUAUCUAUCCAGUCCUGGACCGCACGCUUUUAUCAUCGUGUUUCCUGUGAAUAUGAGAUUCACUGAACAGGAGCAGCAGAUUCUUCAGAUGAUUGAGAUGUUGUUUGGAGAAGAAGUGUUAAAAUACUCCAUCAUUCUCUUCACUCAUGGAGAUGAGCUAGAUGGAAAGUCUGUAGAGAAACUCAUUCAGGAGAGUAGUAGAUUAAGAGAUCUAGUUGAUCAGUGUGGAGGCAGAUUUCACGUCUUCAACAAUAGAGAUGUGAAUAACAGAGAUCAGGUGAAUGAUCUACUGAAGAAGAUUGACACAAUGAUAGAGCAGAAUGGAGGAGGACACUACAGUAAUCAGAUGUAUGAAGAUGCUCACAGAUUCAGACGAGAGGAAGAAGAGAAAAAGCAACAAGAGGACAAAAGAAGUGAAGAGAUUGAGAAAGUGAGAAAGGAGACAGAGGAGAGACUCAGAGCAGAGUUUGAAGCUAAACGGAAGUCAAAACUAGAAAGUCUUCAAGCACCGACACAGAGUGAGAACAAUAAGACAAAAAAACAAGAGGAACAACAACAACCAAAACAAGAACCGAGUGGGUUUAAGAGAUUUUUGUCCAAGUUUCGGAAUUUUUUUCAAAGGAUAGUGAACUGGUUUUGGUCUGUUUUUAAAUGACUUCGCAGAGAUCUCUGAUGCCAGAAAUAUUAGACUUUAUUCACAAACAAAGGCGAGCGACAUCUGCAGACCAGUCGCUCCCUCUCAGCGGCUUAUCUUCUCCAUAUAUACCUUUCAUCUUGCCCCAGGCUGGCCCCAAUCGGCCUUUCAUUAUAUAGAAAUACAUAUGUCAUAGAGCUAUGGCAUGCGUUCAUGAGAGUCGAGGCGAUAUCAUGAAUGAAUCUUCUGCAGCAGUUCGGCUGGCAUGAAUGAAUCUUUCUAAUCCGAACAGCAGCACUGGCACAGAGACACCUGCAUCAGCACAGUCAGAGACAUCAGUCAAAUAUCAUAAAAGACUGCCAUAUCUGUCCGAAAGAACAGAAGGUUUAAUACACACAAAUAUCGAAAUGAAAUGAGUCUUUCGAGUUGAAUCUUUUUGAAUGAUUUGAAUGCGAUUAAAAGCUACCAAGAGGUAAAGCUCUUCAGUGAUUAUGAUGACUUAAAUUGCAGUUUGUUUGUCACAUAAAGCUAUCAUAUUCAUAAAUAACGAUAUUAAUAUAAGGGAGGAGUCGUAUUAGAUCCCUUUUAUGAUACUUUUGUGAUGCUUUUUUAUUUACUCAUUCACUUUCAUUACAUCGACAAGAAGAGUCUCCAUUAGGCUGCUGUCCCUUUGUCUUCCACAGAAAGUAAACUUAAGAAUUUGCACAUGAAGGUGUGUAACGUUAGUUAAAUGACGGCAGAAUUAUCCUUUUUGGAAGAACUUGUCCUUUAAUAUGCAUUUCAAGGCUGAGAUCGUAUGCAGAGCUAACAUUACUUACACAAAAUAACAUCUAAAGUGCAUGUGGGGAAGAGACAAUAUCUUUAUGAACUUCAGAAAAAUAUUUAUUACAAUUAGGUAGGUAUUAACUAACAGACAGACAGACAGUUAUGUUCAAAAUAACUCCAACUCUAAUAACUCACCAUGAUAAAGUGCAUUUAAACAGAUCCAACAAAUAAAAUGAAGAAAAAAAAUUAUCUGUCGAUGUCUGUUUGUAUAAUGUUGUUCCACUGAGAGUAGGCUAUAAUUGAAAUAUAAAUAAACCACAAACCAGCAACAUGAGACUUCAAGUCUUUUAAAUAAAUGAUUUUCUCUUCUCUCUUCUUUUGCUAUAAAAUAAAAUACCAGUUCAGGGUUCCUCUUUCGGCUAUUGUUGCAGCCAACUGCACAACAUUGCAGGCAUGAUUGAGACCGUCGGUCGCAAAGAUGGCGCCGCAAAGCUACAGUGACGUCAGGUGAACCGAAUAAAUAGCUGCUUACAGUUAAUGCUUAAUGCUACAGUUAAUCUAAUCAUUGUUUUUGUUUUUGCUCUUCUGAUGAUUUUCAGCUUUUACUUUCUGCAAAUUGUGUAGUUGUGUAUAGCGAUAUGACCUUCAUUCUUCGCCAAAGAUGGAUAAAAAGGCGCAUAUGAAA
This is a messenger RNA of Pimephales promelas (fathead minnow), 3094 nucleotides long. NCBI's taxonomy places the organism in Eukaryota, Metazoa, Chordata, Actinopteri, Cypriniformes, Leuciscidae. The record is from RefSeq and is a predicted model, not a curated record.